ACCAAUAGGAGGCGCUGCUGUUGCGAAUUCUACGCGGCGCGGUCUCGGCGCCGCCAUGGCGGACUUGCGUGAAGUCGCCGACCUUCUGUGGGGCUCUGGCGGGGCCAGGGUUGCAGACGCUGUGUUUCGGAGGUGGACGCAAGGUUUCGUGUUCAGCGAAGAUGAGCCCACUGCAUUGGAGCAGUUUGAAGGGGGACCAUGUGCGGUCAUCGUCCCUGUGCAGGCAUUUCUGCUGAAGAAUGCACUUUUUGGCAGCGAGAACAUUAACUGGAAAGAGUGUUCAGAGGAUGAGCGGCGACUACUCCUGUGCCACGGACUGUGCGAGAUCCUGGAGAAGGCUCAACCUCCACAUGCUUCCUCCCUCUGCCUGGUUCGCUGGGCGAAGGGCAAGGAGCAGCUGCCGGGGGAGGAUGAUGAACAGGAUCAGGGAGCACCCAACAGUGCCCCUAGUACACGUGGCCCCAGUUCAGCCGCACACACUGAUGACCCUUCAUCGGAUGAAAUCACCUUUGAGCGAUUUCACAACCUUAUACACAGGGAAUGUGUUGCUAAUCCAAGUGAGUUGCGAGCUGCCGUCACAGAGCUGGUCCCUGACCUCAUGGGUAACUUUGGUGUCCUACUUUUCCUCUACUCGCUCAUUCUCACCAAGGGAAUAGAGAAUAUCAAGAAUGAGACCGAAGAUCCAAACAUACCUCUGAUUGACCCUACUUAUGGCCAUGGCAGCCAGAGUCUAAUAAACUUGUUACUGACUGGUCAGGCCGUGUCCAACGUCUGGGACGGAGAGAAGGAAUGCUCUGGCAUGAGACUCUUUGGAAUGCGUGAGCAAGCCACCAUUGGCUUUCUCACACUCAUGGAAUCAUUCCGCCUUUGCCAGGUUGGGAGCUUUCUUAAGUCACCUCAAGUCCCCAUUUGGGUGUUGGGAAGUGAGACUCACUUGACCAUCUUCUUCACAAAGGAAUUGUCCGUGGUCGCGUCCGAGUCACCCACUGAACAUGCGCGCAGGGUCUUCAAGAGCUUUGACCCGGAAGACAAUGGCUUCAUCCUGGACUCUAUGCUUGAGGAUCUUAUGAAAACCCUGGAUCUCUUUGCCGACCCUGAGUAUGUCAACAUUAUGAAGACAAAGCUGGACCCUGAGGGCCUGGGGCUGAUACUACUGGGUCCAUUUAUCUUGGAGUUCUUUCCAGAGCAGGAAGUGAAUAUUCCUGAGUCAUUUACAGUUUACCACUACAAUGGUCUGCGGCACUCUUGUCCCAAGGAGAAGGUGAGCUACACGGAGGGCACGGCCAUGGUGAUGGGCUUCCAUGAGGCCGGCCUCUCCACAGACGACACGCCCGUCAAGAGCUGCCUGCAGACCAAGUGGCCUUAUCUCGAGCUGCUCUGGUCCACAGCCCGGGCACCCUCGUUAAACUAACCAGUGUGUAUGUGUGUGUGGCCCAGUGAGUUUUCAAGCAUUAAAGCAGUAUUUGAAGUGGGUUUCCCUACCUAGAAGUGACCUUGGACAGCUCUAACUUUAGGAGAAGUGCAGGAAGGUACUGUUUAUUCCACUAAGAUUUUGAUUUGGAAUUUUUCACCAGUUGAUAUUGGCAAAAACAAAGCAUUCGGCACAGAGUAAGGCAUUUUGAAAUCCCCUGUGACAAUAUAACCUUACGGUAAGCUGUGUUACAACCAUCAAGUGGCAUUGCAGGUCUUCAUUCAGUGAUCUUCAAUGGUCUGUCUUGUACAACCCUAAUAUUCUUUCUUGUGCUGUGCAAAAGUCUAAGCUGAGACCAUCAAAACCACACGUGAGAACCUGAGGGGGCCUCAGGAUUUUAUCCCAGGAUUCCAGGAGUACUAGCUAAGCAAUGUCACAUGGUAAUAGUGUUAACUUCCAAAUCACCCAUCAACAUCAGUAAAAUGUCUUGAAUUAUAAAUGAAAACAAACAAAAAUGUGCGUAAAUGCACAUGCUUGACCUCACUAAUGCUAUUAACCCACUUUAUUUACUGCUUAUGAUGGACAGAACAUAUGGACGCGCUUGGUAAAUAUCCCACUCCCUCCACGAUAGCAGAUCAGCCUCCGUGUCAGGCCAUCACUGUGGCCUUGACACACGUGUUCAGUCCCUUGUCCGCUCCCAGCAUCACCCACUACCUCAUGGGCAGGGUUCAGGUGAUUGGGAUAAUUAUGCCCUCCAUUUGAAGGCACACAAACGUAGCACCUUCUUGAUAAGUAGUGAAACAAUAUUCCAGUUGUUUAAGACCACCUGUGGCUUCAAUAUUUAUUUAGAGGUUUUUUUUGGAACAUUUUGCUUUAAUCAGAAAAAAAAAUAUUACCAGGACUAUUGAAAAUUUUAAGGGAUUAUUUUCAGUUUUUAUGUGUACAUGUAUUUUUUUGAUUGACACUACACUGAUGAAAUUGCUGCCACUGUCCACCACACUACCUAUCCAUCUUAGCCUGGAAAUUAACAAUCAUUUUUAAACAUAGCCAAAAAACAAGGUAAUUACAUGUUUUGAAAACAAAUCUUCAAUACCAGUUUAGCGUAAAACAAAAUAAGUUGCUUGCAAAUGCUUCACCCCUUCAUCAAGAGUAAGCCUUUUAUGUUGCAGUUAAUUUAAACUGUACCAACACACUUUGUCUUAGCCUGUGCAUUUUGUGCAUGUUAGGCAUGCAUAUAGGUUAAGCUAUUUACACCCAUAAACCUGUUAAUACAUACCCCUUUUUUAAAUUAACGGACCAUUUUAGUAAAGCGUAUUUCCGAGUUGCAUUGCAGUCCGUUUAACUAGAGACGCCUUGUUCUGUGUGCCACGUGUGCAACGGAAAUGAGGCCUUGCGUACAAGUGUCGUGCGUUAACCCAAAGUGGCUUAUAUUAUAUUUGAACGUCAUUGGGAUGCUACCCCACGUGGGGUUGGUCGAAAGUGUUGUGUGAGAAGCACAAGUGCUCGUCAUGCAUAUCGACUUGGGAUCAAGCCAUAGGCACAGCCCAGGAGAUGUGUUGCAACAACACGCUCACCCACAGUGAGAUUGCACAUCGCUGUGGUCUGCUGAGGGGGUCAAGCAUUGGCUUCUCUGUUGUAAUUAUUCCACGUGCUGUUGACGCAUUCACGUAUACCUUGAAUAUUCCAUGUGCAUUCCCCUUUGUGAUUUGAUGUAUUUAUAUAUGUGUGUGUUAAGGAAGGAGCAAUUGUAAUCCGUAUCAAAAACUAAAAGAACAAGAAAACCAGUAAGCAAGCUAUCGGAUGUUUUUUUAUUUGUUUGUUAACAGCAAGUAGUCAAUAGGCUGCUGACGUCUUGUACAAAUAUGGACCACACCGUGAAUUCAGUAGCUUAUCAAACAAACCAGCAGUGAUUGCAAUGUUGGACCGUUUUAUGAGUCCAGUUCUCCUUUGUGCUUUCGAAGAGGCACACUAUCACCCAAUGAACACGUGGUGUUGUGUAUUCAGUGAAAUCAACUAUGCCUUUGCCUGCCUUUCGCUUCUGGCAUGGCCCAGGUGUAUUUUUAUUUAACGUAAUUGGCUUUAGCAGCUGUAAAAUGGAAUGUGGUGGUGUGUGGUGGUGUAUGGCGAUUCAGAGUUACAAAUCCUUACUUUAAUGACUGUCAUCAGUAAAAUAUGAGAAGCAUUUUGGGAUAGCAUAACACUUCACUGAAACACCCAUUGAAUAAGAAACUGGUUUAAUAAGGCGUUAUAUGUUGAGUUUGUCAAUGGAUGUUUUGCUUUAAUUUAAGCAAGUAUUAGUUUAUACACAUACAUUUAUUAAUAACAAUGCAAUGGAAGGUAUUUCAAGUGAUUUGAGAAUAGUGGCCCAAUGUAUGUGUUUACACGCAUUUGACAGCUACAGAGUUGAUGCAUAUUCUAAAAUUACACUUUGUGCAUUAAUUUGAAUUUCAGGCCAUUAUAAAAUAAGAUCGGCAGGUACAUAGUUUUAAAAUCAGGGGUGGGGAACGUCCGGCCCGCGGGCCGUACAAGGCCCACAAAAUCAUUUGGUGUGGCCCUGCCAAGGCAACUGCAGGCGGGACUCGAAAUUCAAUAAAUCUAGGAGCAAACCUGGAAAAGCAGUUGCGUGUAGCAACAUUAUCAACACCAGCUAACAUCACACGCCUCGCCAAAGACAAGCAGUUCCAGCCAUCGCAUUAGGGGUGAGUUAAUUAAAUGUUUGACCAAAUUUAACGGGCUAAUUUUUAAGUUGAUAAUUUUGUAUGGCCCGCGAAUGAUGUUAUAAAUAUAUCAAUGGCACUUGGCAGAAAAAGGUUCCCCGCCCUUGUUUUAAAUGCUUAAACAAUGCUUUCGUUACAAUGUGUCGCACAGCAAUAGAGGUUAACAGAAAGUGUGUGUGCAGUCAUCUCAUUUGAGCAUAUUAAGCUGCAGCCUUCGUUUUUUCACCAAUAAACCAUACAUGUUUUGUGACCAGCACUGAUUUGAGUAUUGUUCUCCCCCAGGCUUAACUCUUAACACAUUUUUUGUUUAAGCAGAACAGAUGUUGACCCUAUUAUGAAUAAUUUGAGAGGCACAGUGUAUAUCAUCAAAGCCUUGAUAAACAAGCAGUCUCGUUUGCUCGCAAUUUUUUUUCAAUCUGCAAAUCAAUCAUCUACAUUUCGCUGAGCACAUAUGAACGACUCGAAGUCUCCCUGCUCUUAAAACGAGCGAUGCGGUGGUGGGUCAUCUCCAUUGGUUGCUUUGAGCUCCUGGUGUAAGUUCCACAUUUCCUUGGUGGGGGGCAGUCUCAAGGACACCGUAAAAUUAAAUUAAUAUUAAAUAAGUAUGAGCUCGUCAUCCAGGAAAUGUGUUUAACAUUGCUCAGAAGGAUGCAACCAGAAUUAGGUACAAGUGUGACUUGCAUCGUCUUAAUUGCUAAUUUAAAUUCCCACAGCGCAUAUAUUUAUCUGUGUUUUAUGUAUAUAUAUUUUUGUCCUUAAAAGUAAUGUGUUUGCACAUGUUUUUCCAUCACAAGUAGAGCAACUUUUGUGUUUAAUAAAAGCAGUGUUCAUGGA
This is a messenger RNA of Lethenteron reissneri (Far Eastern brook lamprey), 4962 nucleotides long. It is a transcript of the gene MINDY3, whose product is annotated as MINDY lysine 48 deubiquitinase 3. The record is from RefSeq and is a predicted model, not a curated record. NCBI's taxonomy places the organism in Eukaryota, Metazoa, Chordata, Hyperoartia, Petromyzontiformes, Petromyzontidae. Gene Ontology annotation, biological process: protein K48-linked deubiquitination. Gene Ontology annotation, molecular function: K48-linked deubiquitinase activity; cysteine-type deubiquitinase activity; calcium ion binding.